AUGGCUGGAGCUCUCCUCUUCGGCUCAGCCGCCUCUUCCUCAUCAAUUUUGCCAUUUGGCGCGUCCAAAACAGCCCAGGGAGCCUCCGCAGCCGCUUCAAGCUCAAAAGCUUCCUCGAGCUCCCUCCCGAAUGGGCAUACCGAAGUUGCCAAGGAUGGGAUAGCUACAACGUACCUCGAGCCCACCACGUACGGUUAUAAGGGAAAGCAGAAGUGGAUCGAUAGUGGUCGGGCAUUCGCUGCGGCUGUUGCGCCAGCGGGUGGGGAGAUAGCUAUGUGGACCACACCGAAGCCUGCAUCAGAUCCCAAUCAGCCUACAAAGCUUUCCGAUCCAAAGAUCUCACUCUCCGACUCGACACUAUACUUUGCAGCACCUACAACCCUACCUAACGCCGUCCUCAACUUCUACACCGAAACAUAUACACUCUUCACUUCGCUACAGCGGAUAGUCGCUUCUUCGAUCCGCUUACCGGCCGCAUCGAAUAGUAUCAAUGCCAGAGGCUUCGGAAUGGCCGAGGCCUGGGACAAGGAUGGGCGACUGGUCGGUGUUGAGGGGCUGCUGGGUCCACCUGGAGCAGAGACGGUGGGACACAUGCGGAGAUUGGUGGGAAUGUAUCUGGAGGAGAUCACGCGGCUGAAGGAGACCGAAGCAUUGGAGGUGGAGGUUAAGGGUAAAUGGACCGCUGUGUACCAUAUCUUCCAGCUCGCACAGAUUCUGUACCUCCCGCAAGAUGGACGAGGGGAAGGUCUACUAGGCGAAGAGUUGCUCGACUGGGUGAACGAUGUUGAUCCUCAACCCGACAACUCCAUAGGCACGUCCAUCAUGUCCUCGCGCGAACCCUGGACCCAUGCCUCCUUUUGGCCCUACAUCACCCGCUGCCUCUUACGCGGCUUCCACCUCCCGGCUUCAUCCUUCCUCCGCACACUCUCCGCCCAUCCUCAUCAGCUCAUAUCGCGCAUCGGCAUCCUGCUCGCUACGCACUUAUCCCUCUUUCCCCGAUCCCACAAUACCGCUUCUUACCCCCUCGACCACCAAUUCCUUUCUGCGCACAAAAUGUGGCUUGCGCGCUUCAGGGCGGAACUGAGCGCUCUGACGGCCGGGAAGCCGAUUGCCCAGUGGCUAGGGGAGGGCGGGGAUUGGAAGGCAUGGGAGAGGGAUUUGAUGGUUGUUGUGGAGUUGAUGGAAGGGAAGAAGGAACGGGUGUUGGAAGAAGCAGCGGAUUGGAGGGAAGCGAUGGGCGCGUGGGGUAUACUAGUGGACGUUGGGCUGAGGAGGGAUGACCUUCCACAAGCGGUAACGAAGAUCCUCGACACUGUUCCUGUCGACGCGUCUCUUUUGGACGACUCGAUCCAAGCCAAUCUCUGCCGAGGCGAGAUCAUCCCGGCCCUCCAAGGGUGCCACAAUAUGGACUCGUGGCUCGCCGCACAUCUCGGGGACGUGUUCGACAAGCUCGCUCUCAUUCCCGACGAUGAAGAGCGCUUCGACUCAUCCCUCCGCGAUUACUUUAUCCUGGACUACACGGACACCCUAUCCGGCAAUCCGAAACACGCAGCACUGUGGCGGAUAACGGCCGACUAUCUCUCGGCGGCAGGCGACGAAGGCAGAGUAAGACUCCGGUCACAUAUCUUGCACACAGCGCUGGGUCUGGAUUGGCGCGCCAAGGGCAAAGGGAAAGAGACAGUGGCCGCAGCGGCCGAAGAUGCGAUGGAGGGGGUAGAGGAAGACGGGGCUGCGCAGGACAAGCGCUUUGAGCACUUUACUGAGCUGCGAGAGUGUUGUGUCGAGCUCAGGCUCGAGGAGGAGUGGAAAGUCAUUAGCAAGGUCAUGGCGGAUAGACUGGUUCGGGGUGGGGAGUAUGGUCUUGGUGCGACGAUGUGUUUCCAGGCGGAAGAUGGGGAGGGGCUGUCGAGGAUCGCAGAAAGGAUCGUUGAUGUGUAUAUCAAUGAAGGCGAAGAAGCCUUCCUUCGAAUAAUAGAAACCCUUCCCACCUCGCUCCUCAAUGAUGCCCCCCUCGCUCUCAAACAGCUCGAAGAAACAGGCGCCGUCCUCGACUUGACGACACCGUCGGCAGUAUCGGUGUUCGCGUCCCGCCUAGCCUUUCUCUCGGAAUUUAGGGAUUACCUUCUCUUUACGGCGCAGGGAGCGAAAGAGUUGGCAGCUGGAAAGGUGGUGGGGCUGUUGACGAGUGGGAUUGCUCCGGCAGGGAUUUGGGCGGUUCUUCUGUUGGAGAGCGUGGCACUGUUGGAAGAUACGGAUAUCCUCUUUUCGUCCAACGACACAUUCGAGCUCAUGCGCGUCCUCGAGGAAGUAUCUACGAAUGCGCGAUACAACCCCUCGGACUAUCUCGGCCCACUAUCGACUCUGCUAAGGCGCAAGAAUGGGUCAGGGGCGCCAGCGCCAGAAGGAGACUGGAGCGCCGCGUCGGCAUGGAGACAGCUGGAAGAGGUCAGGCUGGCGUUAGCGAGGAAUCUGGCCAGGGCGAUUAUUGUGGGGUUUGAUAAUCCGUUCUGA
Molecule: messenger RNA, 2511 nt
Organism: Dioszegia hungarica
Lineage: Eukaryota; Fungi; Basidiomycota; Tremellomycetes; Tremellales; Bulleribasidiaceae
Product: Nup85 nucleoporin-domain-containing protein
Exons: 7
Coding region: 1-2511 (836 amino acids)
Biological process (GO): mRNA export from nucleus; positive regulation of DNA-templated transcription; protein import into nucleus
Cellular component (GO): nuclear pore outer ring
Molecular function (GO): structural constituent of nuclear pore
Source: RefSeq, a predicted model, not a curated record